GGAGGGUUCUUAAGCAUGAAUGCAUCCACAGCUUCGGGGAUAUCACUAACGACAAUCAAUGGGAGUGACCAGGCCACUCCCCAAAAUGGGGUCACGAUGGGGACAAUGAUCUCAGAAUUGCUGGUGACCAUCAUUGCCCUGGUGGGGCUAGCAGGAAAUGCCGUUGUGCUGUGGCUCCUGGGCUUCUGCAUGCGGAGAACUGCCUUCUCUGUCUACAUCCUCAACCUGGCGGGAGCCGACUUCCUCUUCCUCAGCUGCCAGAUUAUGUAUUCCCUGGAGACACUCACCCACUACUUCCAUUCUGUCCCCAUUUACAUCCCCAGCUUUUUCAUAACAGUGUUCACCUUUGCCUAUGUUGCAGGCCUGAGCUUUCUCAGCACCAUUAGCACUGAGCGCUGCCUGUCCAUCCUGUGGCCCAUCUGGUACCGCUGCCAUCGCCCCAGACAUAUGUCAGCUGUCAUGUGUGCCCUGCUCUGGGCCCUGUCCCUGCUGCUGAUCAUCCCGGAAAGGAUCUACUGUGACUUCCUUUUUAGCCAUUUAUAUGUGGUCUGGUGUCAAGUAUUUGAUUUCAUCACUGCUGGGUGGCUGAUUUUCUUAUGUGUGCUUCUCUCAGGGUCCAGCCUGGCCCUGGUGACCAGAGUGCUGUGUGGUUCCCAGCGGGUGCAGCCGACCAGGCUGUAUGUGACCGUCCUGCUCACAGUGCUGGUCUUUCUCCUCUGUGGCCUGCCCUGGGGCAUCUGCUGGUUCCUCAUAUUCUGGAUUAACAGUGGUUUAUAUGGGUUCAACAAUCCUUUUCUCCUGGUUGCAGUUGUCCUGACCUGUGUGAACAGUUGCGCCAACCCCAUCAUUUACUUCUUUGUAGGCUCCUUCAGGCAGCGAUGGAGGAAGAGAAGGCAGACCCUGAAGCUGGUUCUCCAGAGGGCUCUGCAGGACACUCCGGAGGGGGAUGAACAUGGGGGACGUCCUCCUCAGGAAACCCUGGAGAUGUCGGGGUGCACUCUGGUGUCCUGAUUCAGAGUCUUGCUUUGUUCAGAUACAUGGCGUUUAGAGGACCAACUUUGUCCCUAUCAGGUUGGGAGGUUUCUUCAGUCUCUCAGCCUCUGGGAAUCUGAAUUAAAACAAUGAACAUGAUAAUCCUGCUGAUGAGGAUUCAGUGAGACUGUGUCUGUUAAACACACACUGGGUGCAGGGUCUCAGGACUGCCUUACCCAGGACGAUCAUCCCACCCCCUUGGGAGCUUUGCCAACGCUGGGGUCCAGGACUCUUCCCACUUUUGAAGAAUCCGACCUUCAGCAGGAGCUAAACACAGUGCAGGAAAGACAAAUUUCUUUGAUCACCGAACUUGAUAGAAACUAAAAGAACAUUCCAUUCGACCAGCUUCUGUGGUCACUCUCCUGCAAUCUGUCACUAUAAAUUAGAGAAGGAAAGUUCAGUCCAGCCCCAAAGAGCAGUGUUCUUUGUUUUUGGCAGGCCUCAGAAAAGCUCCUUGGCAUAAUAACUGUUGAUUGAAUUAAUGAAUUAAUGAAGGAUACAUGCUGAUUUUCAAGUCAAGUCUGAGCUAAAUUUCCAUUGCCAGAUUUGAGUCAUCAUCUUUAAGUUUAUUCUUUUUACCAUUUUCAACCUUUGCAAGCAUGAAAUUAAGUUUGAUAAUCAGAUAAAUCAAUGUCAAAGAACAUUGACAAAGCAUAGGAUUUCACGUAAGUUAUCUUCUGGUGUUUCCUUUCACGUGCCCUCCAGUAGAAUCCCAUGUGCUCCCUCUCUUCCAAACACUUUCUCUGCCCUGAUUGCCCCUUUCUGGAGACUCUCUAAUCCUUCAUGUCAGGUUUCCAAUGGAUCUUACUGGACUCUAUGUUCUCCGAGGACAGCUUCUAUGUGAAAUAUACCUUUUA
This is a messenger RNA of Rhinolophus ferrumequinum (greater horseshoe bat), 1889 nucleotides long. RefSeq names its product mas-related G-protein coupled receptor member X2-like. The transcript has a single exon. Gene Ontology annotation, cellular component: membrane. Lineage: Eukaryota; Metazoa; Chordata; Mammalia; Chiroptera; Rhinolophidae. The record is from RefSeq and is a predicted model, not a curated record. Bases 16 to 1011 code for a protein of 331 amino acids. Gene Ontology annotation, molecular function: G protein-coupled receptor activity. Gene Ontology annotation, biological process: G protein-coupled receptor signaling pathway.